AUGGGUGGUAAAGCAUCUACACUCAAGUUAAAGCUAGAUAUAAAUGGAAAAUGUGGAGAGGAUAAAGACAGAUGUAAUUGUGAUAAUUCUGGCAAGUUUGUCGCCGAAAAGAAGACAGAUGAUCCAGUAAAAGGCUUUACUAAAUAUGCGCACAGUGUAACAAGUGGAACAUUUACUCUAGAUGGAGAACUGAAGGAUGGAGGUAGGAUAGUAGGUUUUGCGGGAACAAGAGGACAACCCAUACAUAAGGUCAAAGAGGUAUCGGUCUACUACUGGGAUCAGGCAGAAACAAAACCCCUCCUACUUGAAGUUAAAUAUGGUGGUGGUACAACUAUCUAUUAUGUCAGCAGUGGUAGUAGUAAUGAUUGGGUUUAUCAUGGGAUACUCCAAGGUCCAGCUCUUGAACAGAAGCUUGACGAUCUUAACUGCCAACAUAAUAGUGCGGUAACUAUAGAUCUUAGCAAGACUCGUGCUAAGGAUAGACACUCAUACUGUUGCGGUGGUAAUCAUAAUGGUGGUGCUCAAGGCUCUAAUAGGGUCAUUGUUAAGAAACAAGAAGUUUCCUGUAAUCAACAGGAUCACAUCUCAACUCGCCUUACAUACUACAAACAUGAGGUUAAUACUAGUUCUGGUACUGGAAUUAAAUUAGCAGCUAUCAAGUACAAUGAUAGUAGAGGUAAAAGAAAGAGAAUAGAGAUUCCUGGUUUUGUAUUACCUACCAAUGAUUCGGUAAAGGUUUAUGUAUUUUAUUGUAACAACAAUCCUAAACUAGUAUACGUAGAAUCUACUGUGCAGACUAACGUAAAGGGAUGGUUCAAGAAUGGUAGUGGUGAUACAUGGGAACCAUUCUCUGGUAUAAAUGAGAAUAGAGAACCGGAAAAGAUUACAAACUGUAACAAUGGCUUUAAAGAACUUGUGAAGGAACUACAGAAUUCAGGAUGCAGUCUAUCUCAAUGUACUCUAGUACCUCCCAAACCUGCUCCCCUUCCUCAACCUAUAUCGGGCCAAGCUAGGGGAGGAUCUGGUGUUGUUGGUAGUAGCCCUCCUGGUAAAAAUUCUAAAGGUCCUAAUCUGUAUAUUAUCGUCCCUUCUGUCCUUGUCCCAUCUGGCUCUCUGACCGUACUAGCCUACUGGGCCUAUACACAUACCAGAGAUCCCUGGGUACGACAAAUAUAA
Molecule: messenger RNA, 1176 nt
Organism: Theileria equi strain WA
Lineage: Eukaryota; Apicomplexa; Aconoidasida; Piroplasmida; Theileriidae
Exons: 1
Coding region: 1-1176 (391 amino acids)
Source: RefSeq, a predicted model, not a curated record